GACGCCCGCUGUACUCCGCCCAGCUCCACUGCUCCCUUUAGGGCCUGAGGCUCGCCGUGUUCCGAAAUGGCCGAGGAGUCCGACAAAGCCGUGAAGUACUACACCGUGGAAGAGAUCCAGAAGCACAACUACAGCAAGAGCACCUGGCUGAUGCUGCAUUACAAGGCGUACAAUUUGACCAAAUUUUUGGAGGAGCACCCUGGUGGGGAAGAAGUCUUAAGGGAACAAGUUGGAGGUGAUGCUGCUGAAAACUUUGAGGAUGUCGGACACUCUAUAGAUGCUCGAGAAUUGUCCAAAACGUUUAUCAUUGGGGAGCUGCAUCCGGAUGACAGGUCAAAGAUAACCAAGCCUUAGGAAACUCUUAUUACUACUAUUGAUUCUAAUUCCAGCUGGUGGACCAACUGGGUGAUCCCAGCCAUCUCAGGACUGGUUGUAGCUCUGAUGUAUCACUUCUACACAUCAGAACACUAAACACGUUCUCAGAAGCCAAUGGAAGAAAAGACUGCUUUCGUCCUGGGAGAAAGAAGCCACCGUUAACUGCUUCAGCUGACAGAACCCUUCACCUGAAAAUGAUUUGAAUACACCUGUUUUCCUUUCCUCCUACAUUAAACACAAAACAAACCAAAAAGAACUGUUCUUUCUACUCCUGAAUUUUUAGAGUGUGCCUUUUUAUUCAUCAGCUUUGUUUUGAUGUUCGUUCACUAUGUCAUUUGCUUACUGUGGGCACAAUCUUUUAAAACAUACCACCAUGU
Messenger RNA from Kogia breviceps (pygmy sperm whale), 752 nucleotides. NCBI's taxonomy places the organism in Eukaryota, Metazoa, Chordata, Mammalia, Artiodactyla, Physeteridae. The record is from RefSeq and is a predicted model, not a curated record.